UUGCUGGACCAUCCCGAUCCGGAGAGACGCCGCAAAACGUGUCCGGCGAAGGUCAAGGUGAGAGCGCUAAAACCACGGCACCGCAUCUAAAAGGAAUGAAGACCUUAGAUUGCUACUAUGUUUCCAAAACGGACGACGACCUGGAUGCUAUCCUAGCUAGAAUGUGCGCGAGAGAUGGGAUACCUUUUACAGUUUUCUGUACCUCACCGGACCUACGCGGACUUUUGGCUGCUAAAGGAUAUAAAAACCUUCCAACCCAUCACAACACGAUCCGCCGGCGUGUCCUCAAACACUGUGCUCGCCUGAAGUGUGACGUGAAAGCGAAGCUGGCCGAAGAAUUGUCAAAUGGCAAACGGUUCUCACUUACGAUCGACGAGUAUACGUCCCUGAAAAACCGUCGCUAUAUGAGCGUGACUGUCCACUGCGAAGGUAACAUGUGGGGUCUCGGUGUCGCGCGUUGUCACGGAUCGAUGCCAGCAGAGAAAUGUCUGGAUCUUCUGCAGGGCAAGCUGGCAGAAUUUGGCCUUGAACUCAGUAAGCACGUCACCUGCGUCACAACCGACGGAGCUUCGGUGAUGGUGAAAUUCGGGAAGUCACUGCCAUGUGAGCACCAACUCUGCUUCGCACACGGUGUUCACCUCGCCGUUGUCGACGCUCUGUACUCGGGUGACGCCGGGCAGACCUCUGAACAAGCAGAUGACGACCGUGGUGGUGGUGGACCUAACCAGGUGAACUCGUCAGAUGAAUCCGACGGUGAUGACGAGGAUGAGGACGACAACGUGGAAGAAAUUAACUUUUC
Amphibalanus amphitrite is the source of this 799-nucleotide messenger RNA. RefSeq lists its product as uncharacterized. NCBI's taxonomy places the organism in Eukaryota, Metazoa, Arthropoda, Thecostraca, Balanomorpha, Balanidae. The annotation marks the transcript as partial. The record is from RefSeq and is a predicted model, not a curated record. The transcript is spliced from 2 exons.